Messenger RNA from Lampris incognitus (smalleye Pacific opah), 6019 nucleotides. Its product is annotated as band 4.1-like protein 3. The record is from RefSeq and is a predicted model, not a curated record. Gene Ontology annotation, molecular function: structural molecule activity; actin binding. The transcript is spliced from 20 exons. Bases 245 to 2338 code for a protein of 697 amino acids. Gene Ontology annotation, cellular component: cytoskeleton; plasma membrane. NCBI's taxonomy places the organism in Eukaryota, Metazoa, Chordata, Actinopteri, Lampriformes, Lampridae.
AGACCUCGGGAACGGCUUUUGUUUUCACGACUUGAAUUCGUGGGGGGGGGGUCGUUCACAUUUAAAACAGUUGGGAUUUUGUUUUGUUUUAAAAGGUCGUUUUGUGGAGAUUGUCGUAAGAUGAUUGAUUUGUUUGUUCCGUCUUCUGCUCUGUUGUCUGUCAACCGUCGGGCUGCUUCGCUUCGCUGCGCCGGGACCUGCCGGUUUUGGGUGACAUGGGACCGCCUUCGCUGCGUGAUUUGCCAUGACGACUGAAUCAGGCGUGGACUCGGAGCCCAACCAGCAGCAGGAGCAGCAGGAGCAGCAGGAGCCGGAUAGCAAAGAGACAGAGAAGGAAAAGGCUAAAGCGACAGCCCAGCCCAGCCAGGCAGCAGGAGAGACAGCAUCGCCCGAGGCCCAGCCGGAGACGCUCCCUGCUGCCGCCGGACACAGCACCCCCAUCAGGAAGGAACAGGAGCAGGAGGAAGAGGACCAGGUAUCCCACAGGUCAUCCACUAGUCGUCUUACCAGGUCUCCGUUGAGAGGAGUAAAGAAGUUGAAGAUCAUGCAGUGUAAGGUCACCUUAUUGGACGGCUCCGACUACACACUCCCUAUGGAGAAAAGAGCCAAGGGCCAGGUGCUGUUUGACAAAGUAUGUGAUCAUCUCAACCUGCUGGAGAAGGACUACUUCGGCAUCACAUACAGAGAUGUGGAAAACCAGAAGAACUGGCUCGACCCGACCAAGGAGCUGAAGAAGCAGAUUAGGACUGGGCCAUGGAACUUUGCUUUCAAUGUGAAAUUCUACCCUCCAGACCCUUCCCAGUUAUCCGAGGACAUCACAAGGUACUACCUGUGCUUGCAGCUGAGAGACGAUGUGGUUUCGGGCCGCCUGCCUUGCUCCUUCGCCACCCACACGGUGCUGGGCUCCUACACAGUGCAGUCCGAACUGGGAGACUACGACCCCGAGGAGCUCGGCAGCGACUACAUCAGCGAGCUACGCUUCGCCCCCAACCAAACCAAAGAACUAGAGGAGAAGGUCAUGGAGCUCCACAAGAACUACAAAGGGAUGACGCCGGCUGAUGCAGAGAUGCAUUUCCUGGAAAACGCCAAGAAGCUGUCCAUGUACGGUGUGGAUCUCCACCAUGCGAAGGACUCUGAGGGCGUGGAGAUCAUGCUAGGUGUUUGCGCCAGUGGCCUUCUCAUCUACAGAGACAGGCUGCGGAUCAACAGGUUUGCCUGGCCCAAAGUCCUCAAGAUCUCCUACAAGAGGAACAACUUCUACAUCAAAAUCCGCCCCGGCGAGUUUGAGCAGUUUGAAAGCACGAUCGGUUUCAAGCUUCCAAACCACCGUGCUGCCAAGCGGCUCUGGAAGGUGUGCGUGGAGCACCAUACUUUCUUCAGGCUGGUAUCCCCUGAGGCACCUCCAAAGAAGUUCCUGGGCCUGGGCUCCAAGUUUCGCUACAGUGGCAGAACACAGGCUCAGACCCGCAGAGCCAGCUCUCAGAUCAUCAGACCUGCGCCCUUCUUUGAACGCUCCUCCAGCAAGCGCUACAACAUGUCCCGCAGCCUAGAUGGAGCCCCCAUCAUGGAAAACCACGAGACCCUCAUGAAGGACACGGCCUCUGACGGAGAGACUAAGGUAAUCUCCAAGGGAGAGCUGAUCACCAGUGUGACGCCAGAGAAGAAGGCGGAGGAGGAGAAGGCGGAGGAAGAGGAAGCCCAAACCAACGCCGCCGUGGCACCGGAGCCCACGCCCCCCACACAGCUCAGACAGGACAUGAAGGCUAAAGAUGAGGAGGAGCCUGUGGAAGGUGUGGUAAAGAAGGAACUAGAAGCUAACGCCACUGAGUCAACGCUGGGAUGGGUCUCCUCUUCUCUGAGUCCCACCUCACCAAAGACAUCAGCCAGGUCAGAGGAGAAGCAGGGAGCUGCUGAGGAGACAGAGGCGAUGCCGGCCGAGUCGACAGGGCCCACGAGUCCUGAGGCUGUGCAGCAGGAAGAGCUGUGUACCAAAGAGGUGCCUGUAGUCCACACAGAGACGAAGACCAUCACCUACGAGGCAGCAGAGGUCGACGCCAACGGCGACGCAGACCCCGGGGUGUUGCUGAGCGCCCAGACCAUCACCUCGGAAACCACCAGCACCACCACGACCACACACAUCACAAAGACGGUGAAAGGAGGAAUAUCGGAGACAAGAAUCGAGAAAAGGAUUGUUAUCACAGGAGAUGCGGACAUCGACCACGACCAGGCUCUGGCUCAGGCCAUUAAGGAAGCCAAAGAGCAGCACCCUGACAUGUCAGUGACCAAAGUAGUGGUACAUAAAGAGACAGAGAUCACGCCAGAGGAGGGGGAGGACUGACCCAGGAAUGAGGCUGAUGGCAGUUUUCUAUUCAACGACUCAACCUCCCAACAUCCAGGAUUCCACAUAUUACAUCGGGACACAGAAGUCGGCUCCUAUUCUCCAAAUGCUGCAGCUCACCACUCGUCCCACCCGUCACCCGCAGGAAUAAAAACCUAAUGCAUUUUGCAUGAGAAGGACGCAGUGUUGCAUUAUCAAAGAAUGACAAGAUAUAUACAGUACGUAUAAACUGUACGAUAUAUUAAAGGGUUAUUAUCCAUCUGCACGACGAAUCCAUGUGUGCAGCGAGCAAAACGUUUUUUCUUUCACUGCCUUAUGUCUUUGAUGCAUUUUAAUGAUUAUUGAGAGUAAUUACUAUAGUGACAAUUUAUUUAUGAAAUAAAGCCAUCACUCCAGAAAAGAAAAAAAAAACCCUAAAAAUGCUGUAGGCUGUAUACACUAGAGCACAUGCCGUAUACCCACGCUGUAGAAGUGCCAACCUCUUUGCCAGCCAGCAUCGUCUCACUCACUCCACCGACUCGGUGAUAAUUUUUUUCAUUGUAAGUGGCACCGCAGAAAUCGAUAUCACCCCAACACUGUACAUUACCGAGCUUUCCUAGAGAAAACAAUAACAUAUCCCUAGCAGUUGACUUUUCUUGUCUACUUGAAUAAUUUUUUUGUUUUGUAAUUGUCAUUUGGGUAUUUUAUUACUUCUCACCAUGUGACUCCACCAUUUGCAACACUUCUUGAAACACAGACUGUUUUGGCAAAACUCCAGAGGAGAGAAAUCAGCGUUUCAGUGCAAAUGAAGUGACUUUUGUAUGCCAGUACAAGCCUUGAAUGUUUCUGAGGGUGGACAAGUGCAUUUUAUGGCUGUACGUACGUGUAGUGGCUUCAGGAAGUAUUCACCUUGCAUCGAUUAUUGCUCGCUUUGCCUUGUCGCAAAGUGAGCUUAAAAUAUACAUGAAUGGGUUUUUUUCUACUCCUACAGAAGUAAUUCUCUAUAAUGGCAAAAUGAAAUAAAGUAUUUGUGUGUCCACAGAAUUAUAUGAAAAAUAAAAAAACCUAAAAAUUAUUCAGCUGGAAAAGUGUUCACCACCCUUUUGAUAACAACUUAGAUUGGGCCAAAGUAUUCAGUUUUCUUGAGCGAUCACAAAACACACUGACAAGGUCCACAAUGUAAAUUUCAGGUCCACCUGUGUUAAGUUUGCAUCAGUGGCGGCUGGUGCUAAAAAGAUUGGGGGGGGGGGGCGCAAUUUACCUUGGCGCAGCACACCUGACAACUGCUUUAAUGUCCACACAUUCACAGAACUAUUAAGAAGGACGAUGUAGCCUAUAGAUUUUAUCAGGGUUGGUAGACGGUGGAUGAUUUAAAAUCGAGACGAGGCGUGGUGGUGGGUGUGAACAUGAUUGACAGCCACGAGAAUUGUCCAAUCACAUUAGAUCAAAAAACAUUAAAACAAUACCAAUUCACUGCCAAUAAAAGUGGGAGUGUCUGAAAAUCUGAAGAAACCCAUCAGACAGCAGCCUCAGUUCACCUGCUCACUUGAGGGCUUACAUAAGGUAUCGUCUGGCCGGCGCCCCUCACCCAGGAAGUAUAUGUAUUCAGACAGAAAUCAACCAAAUACCAUUUGGAACCAAUAUUUAAUGGCUGCUGACAGGCGCUCACAGACUGGAAAACACUUUUACUUCAUAGUUAUUUGAUUUAUACAACUAAAUUAAAUUAUAUUUAACAUGUUUAAGUAGAUUUUAAUCUCUUGCUAUCUGAAGGGGCCGGCACCCCAGCGCCCUGUAUUGGCCAGCCACCACUGGUUUCCAUGACUGUUCAUAUAAAUAUCGCCGAGUCUCCCAACUGACUCAACAACCACCAGUUUUGAGAUAAAGUUGGAGCCAAAGAUUAGAAAUAGAUUAGCAAAGCUUUGAACCUUCCUCGGAACAUCAUGGCAACUGGACAAAAAGGGAAACUGUCACGAGACUUGACCGGCUACGAAGUUCAGAGUUGCAGAGCUGAAAUGGGAGCAACUGAGUUGAGGUCAGUCUCUUCGGCACUUCAGCUUCAGCCCAUUUGGGAGAGUGGCGAGAAGCCACUUAGAAAUACAAACAUCAGGUCAUGCCUGGAGUGUGCUUGAAGUCAACUGUAAAAAUCAGAUCUUAGGGAAGAAAAAAAAUGUGUGUUGAGCUUUUUGGCCUGAAAGCAAAGCGAUAACCAAACAGCCCAACACCCGGUGAACACCGUCCCUCCUGUCAAGCAUGGAAGUGACAACACCAUGCCAUGGGGUUUCUUUUCAGCUGUAGGACGUGGAAAGCUUGUUGCCAUCAAAGGCAAGAUGAGGGCAAAUACAGACAAAACUUGAGGUGAGCUCAUUUCAGUCAGUCAGUCUCUUGAUCGGUCAGUCGGUCAGUCUCUUGAUCUGUGUAUAGGGAGAAGAUUCAUGUUCAACAAGGACACUGACCCAAAGCACACAUGUAAAAACACUAUCUUCAGCCAAACCCCAGACUUAAAUGCUACUAAAAAUCUGGCAUAACCUUAAAAUUGCUGCUCACCUAUGUCAUCUUUUUAAUUAUGUAGAGCUGAAACAUAUUUGUGUUGAGGGGGGGUUAAAAAAAACUAGCGUUUGCAAGGAUCAUAGACACAACCAAGAAAACUCAGCUGUAAUUGCUGCCAAAGGCCUAGCUACAAAGUAUUCACUCUGGGGGACUGGAUACUGUAUGAGAAAUGUAAAUCUUUAAUUUUUGAGAAAAACAUUUUUUUGCUUUAUAAAUGUGUUGAGUUGUUGUGUUGGUAAAGGGUGUAAAAAUACUUCAAUACAUUAAAAUUUGGAGGUGUAGCAAGAAAGAAAAUAUGAAGUAUAAGGGGAUGAAUACUUUCUGAAGUCUUCUAUAUUUGACAUGCCAGAUUUGUGUGACUGGCCAGAAACUGCUGCAUACUGUCCAUUGUUGACGCAAACUCCUGCAUACUGUCCACUAUAGACGCAAAUUGCUGCAUACUGUCCAGUAUAGAUGCAAACUACUGCAUACUGUCCUGUAUAGAUGCAAACUGCUGCAUACCGUCCUGUAUAGAUGCAAACUGCUGCAUACUGUCCUGUAUAGAUGCAAACUACUGCAUACUGUCCUGUAUAGAUGCAAACUGCUGCAUACUGUCCUGUAUAGAUGCAAACUCCUGCAUACUGUCCAGUAUAGAUGCAAACUGCUGCAUACUGUCCUGUAUAGAUGCAAACUGCUGCAUACUGUCCUGUAUAGAUGCAAACUGCUGCAUACUGUCCAGUAUAGAUGCAAACUGCUGCAUACUGUCCUGUAUAGAUGCAAACUCCUGCAUACUGUCCUGUAUAGAUGCAAACUCCUGCAUACUGUCCAGUAUAGAUGCAAACUGCUGCAUACUGCCCUGUAUAGAUGCAAACUGCUGCAUACUGUCCUGUAUAGAUGCAAACUCCUGCAUACUGUCCAGUAUAGACGCAAACUCCUGCAUAUUGUCCAGUAUAGAUGCACAGUGCUGCAUAUUGUCCAGUAUAGAUGCAAACUUGUGCAUUCUGUCCAGUAUGGAUGCAGAGGAAGUUCGUCACAUGAAAUUCCUCCCUCUUAGAAUACCUGAACUCUCACCAUCGUUCAUGUACAACAAUGUUCCCUUAGCGGAGAAAUAAAAGUGGCAAAUGCAUUACUUUUAUUUUUUGUCAUUUUCUCAACAAAUAAAGUAUUGACUAUUGA